Messenger RNA from Juglans regia (Persian walnut), 1107 nucleotides. RefSeq lists its product as uncharacterized. The transcript is spliced from 4 exons. The record is from RefSeq and is a predicted model, not a curated record. Lineage: Eukaryota; Viridiplantae; Streptophyta; Magnoliopsida; Fagales; Juglandaceae. Bases 1 to 1107 code for a protein of 368 amino acids.
AUGCCGCUCGAGUCUUACAUCACACGCUUGUGGGCUGGGCUUCAUGCAACCGGGCUUAGAGCCCGUGUAUUACACAAGGAAGAAAUUAUGGGUGGUUUGCGAUCAUGGAUGGCAUGUCAGGGUGGUGUCAAAAGGAUCUCAAUAGAUCACAGUUUGCUUAUUGGGAUUCAUUUAACAUGGUGUGAUGGACAAGGGGGUCAGGCGCAAAGUUGGGUUAGGCUGGAUCGUGCUUUGGUUAAUUCUCAAGCAUUGGUUACCAUGCCUGAUGUUCAUUUGAAAUAUUUGCAAAGAACUACUUCUGAUCAUACUCCUUUGGUGAUAAAGUUAGUUAAACCUCAGCUUUAUGGUUUUCCUUUAUUCAAAUUCCAACAAAUGUGGGUGGAACAUGAAUCGUUUAUGGGGUUGAUACAAAAGGUUUGGGAGGAGGAAGUGGGAGAUACAGAUGUGCAUAUCCGGUACUUGGAGCAACGGAUUGAAUGUCUGAAAACUGAUUUACAAGAGGCAUAUUCUGAUGAGGCGGAGCUGGAUUUCGUUACGUCAAAGUUAGAGCUGGACGCUUGGCUUCAACGUGAAGAAAUAAGGCUACGGCAGAUAACCAAAGUGAGAUGGCUUAAUCAAGGGGAAGUCAGUGCUAGUUGCUUCCUUCAGGUAAAGGCUGCCAAGUCGAAGAUGAUUUACGAAAUGAAGCUUAUAGAUGGGCGGCAUUUAUCUUUUGCUGAGAAAGUGCACCAAGGUGCAGUUCAGUACUUUGAUAAUUUCCUGGAAGUGAGGCCGAGAGAUUUUUUACCCGAGCUGUCAUACUUUAUUGAGAAAACAAUUGCUGAUGAAGAAAAUGAUUUGUUAUGUAAACUAUUGUCUAUGGAGAAAGUUAAAGAUGCUUUAUUUUCUAUUUCGUUUGAUAGUUGUCCAGGUCCGGAUGUUUUGGAUCGGUAUCUUCAAAAGGGAAGGAUAAACGAAAUUGGUGAGCAUGGAAGCAAAUAUGUUUACCAGUUGAGGAAAGGGGUUUGGGCAUCAAAAGGUUGGAAGAUAUGCAAUUUUCUUUACAUGAAAGAUUUCCGUGGAAGCUACUUCAUGAGGAUUCUCUAUGGGCGAAUUUGUUUAGAGUAA